ACAGGGCUCCUUACUGGGUGAAAAAACAACUGCUAGACAUUGCCAGGAGUCCCUAGCAACACUGUGGCUUUUGAAAUCUGGAGGGGGAGGCCGUGCAGUCAGCCGAUAGUAGAGGAGAGUGCUGAUGCCUCAGGAAAAGACGGCUCUCAGGAUGGACACCCCACCCUCUGAAGAACCCUUAGAUAAGCAAAACAAAAAACUAGAAAACCAGGAAGAGGAGAUGGAGUUUAAGGAACUGGAUGGUCUGAGGGAAGCCUUGGCAAACCUCCGGGGACUGUCCGAGGAGGAGAAGAGUGAGAAGGCGAUGCUGUACUCCCGCAUCCAGGAGCAGUCCCAGCUCAUCUGCAUCCUGAAGCGGAGGUCGGACGAGGCCCUGGAGCGCUGCCAGAUCCUGGAGCUGCUCAACACAGAGCUGGAGGAGAAGAGGAUGCAGGAGGCUGAGAAGCUGAAGGCCAAGAGCCAGCAGGCCCAGAGGCUGGAGGAACGCUUUAUGACCCUGGCAGCCAACCAUGAGUUGAUGAUCCGCUUCAAGGAUGAACACAAAAGUCAGAACAUCAAGCUGAGCGAGGAGAAUGAGAAGCUGAGGAUGGAGAAUGACCACCUCUUCAGCCAGGCUCUGAAGGACCAGGAGGCCAAAGUAUUGCAGCUCACUGCCCGGAGUGAGGCCCUCACCCAGGAGCUGGAGUCUCUGAAGCAGAGGAGCGCUCAGGAGGCCUGCCAGGCCCAGGCCCGAGAGAAGGAACUGCUGGAGCUGUGCCAGAGCCAGCAGGCCUGCGCCCACUCCAAGGACACAGAGCAGCUGCGCAGCCAGCUGCAGAGCCUCAAGCAGCAGCACCAGCAGGCCAUGGAGCAGAUGGCCAAGGCCGAGCAGGCACACAGCCAGCUGAACCGGGAGCUGCAGGCCAGGCUGCAGACCGUCACCUGUGAGAAAGACGAGCUGGUGCAGCUGUCCAUGGAGAGGGGCAAGGUGCUUCAGAACAAGCAAGCGGAGAUCCGCCAGCUUGAGGAGAAGUUGGAGACGGCCGAUGUGGCCAGGAGGCAUGCGCUGGAGCGGUUUGAACAAGAGGCAGUGGCCGUGGACAGUAAUUUGAGAGUCCGGGAACUCCAGCGCAGGGUAGACGGGAUCCAGAAGGCCUACGAUGAACUCAGGCUGCAGUCCGAAGCCUUCAAAAAGCACAGCCUGGAUCUUUUAAGCAAGGAGAGAGAACUCAACGCCAAACUCCGCCAUCUCUUUCCAUAAGGAAGCUUCUGGUUCCUCUGGCCUCCAAUUUAGAAAUCAAGUAUUUGUGCCUUGUGGCGAGAGUAAAGAUGGGAUUCCAUUUAUUCUACUUUUAAGUACAAGAGACCACUCAAAGAAAAACUACUUUACUAUGAUAUUGUU
Messenger RNA from Eubalaena glacialis (North Atlantic right whale), 1381 nucleotides. RefSeq names its product coiled-coil domain containing 89 (gene CCDC89). The record is from RefSeq and is a predicted model, not a curated record. The coding region runs from base 125 to 1240 and encodes 371 amino acids. The transcript has a single exon. NCBI's taxonomy places the organism in Eukaryota, Metazoa, Chordata, Mammalia, Artiodactyla, Balaenidae.